Messenger RNA from Culex pipiens pallens (northern house mosquito), 909 nucleotides. RefSeq lists its product as uncharacterized. The record is from RefSeq and is a predicted model, not a curated record. Bases 17 to 853 code for a protein of 278 amino acids. Lineage: Eukaryota; Metazoa; Arthropoda; Insecta; Diptera; Culicidae. The transcript is spliced from 2 exons.
GACCUGCCCCGCUCUGAUGUACACUCGUGCUGUAAACGAAAUUAGGGUCGGACGCCACGGCCACAACCAUCCGCGGCGAGGCAACUACCAGAGAAUUCACGAGCAGGAUUUUGACACGGUUGUGGUGAACCCAGGAAACUCACCAUUGCUGUACGAUAACCUGGCACCGAAACCGGAAGUCUGGUACACCACUCCCGUGCCGAUGCACACGACCCAAAAGUACAUCUCCUUCCGCGGGUUCAGCUAUCGGGUGGAGAAAACCAUCAGCAAACACAACACCGUUGCCUGGGUUUGCCCCAAUCCGACGUGCGAGUCGCGUAUAAUAACGCGCGGCUAUAACCAGAUUUGGUUCGACUCGAUCGAGCACAGUCACGCCGCGUCGAAGAGGUCGGUUGAGGCUGCCUCCGUCCGGAAGCCACUCGGGCAGCCCAAAGGAGGGAACGCACGCAAAUCGGCCGGCAAAGAUUCCACUUCCAAAAAGGGCAAGAGUGUUUCCUUCGUUGAGGAUGUCACAACUCAAGAGGAAACACAAACUAACCCUGACGAUGUCCGAAUCACCCGAAGUUCUGAAGCGAAGAAACGAAAAACUACGUCUCCUAAGAGCAACACCCAAGCGGAGCAAGUUUCAAGCACCAUCGCAAGAAGGAACUCAGCAAUUCCCAAAAGUUUGUCCAAGGAGUCGGCGUCCAACGGAUCACCGCAACACGCUGUUCCUUCCCAGACAAGGCGCCGAUCUUCGAUCCACAGCUCAGCUACAGACAAGGACAACCCUUUGAUGGUUUGGCUCCCCAACGCCAGCGAGAGCACGCCACAACUCCCAAAAGCUCAGGAGGAAUCAAUCGAAAUCGAAUGACCAGCUGCCAUUGUCGCGCAUUUGUGAAAUUAAACGUUUUGUAGUACUAGAAUGAA